AUGAGUCCUUCCAAAAUGGCGCGGGUAUUUUGACUGUUUUUCUCUGGUUUUGUAGAUUCUGUGCUGGUGUUUAAUGAUGGGGGCAGCUACCGUCUUCAUUUGUACUUUCAUGUGUGCUGUAUGCUUACCAGUUGGAGCAGCGGUAUCAAAUGAUGACUACAGAUUUGUGAUGUGGACAGAUGAGACGUUGGAUGGCAACACUACAAUGUCCAACACACUCAUCGUUCAGGGGGAAAACUUGACGGUAUAUUGCUGGCUGACAGAUCCCACAAAUGACACCCUGGCCACGAGACAGGCACUGUUUGACACAUAUAUAGCACUCAACCAGGCUCCCUCCCUCACCAUAUACAACAGGACAUGGAGUCAAACUUUUCACUUUCCCUCUACAAACGAGUCUAAAUCUUGGGAACUGACGAUUCCCACAACAGAGUUCAGUCAUCAAGAUAAGACUCCAACAGAACAGUGGAGGGUCUCCUUAGCCCUGGGCCACAGAAACUUUCUCACUCAAGGUUCUCUUCUACUUGUACAGAGAGAGCCCAUCUUGCAUUGGUUGCUAGGAGACCGCCUCCCUGCCCCGCCCGUUCUGUGGGAGAAGGAGACAGAUCAGCUGGUCAUCACCAAGAGCCCGUGUUCUCCUGAUGUGGCUGUUCUGGGCGUGGCUGAAAAUAACUUCACAUCCGCAGGAGUCAUCUUAGGUGUGACGUACCACCACUUCAGAGAAAACUAUACCACAUGGUUCAACAUGACACAAAACCCCAGUCUGUGCAACAUCACGACAGACUGUUCUUUGCUACGAUUGGUGGAUUUCCUUUUGACCAAUCGUCACCUGCUUCUCCUGACCAAUCAGGGCCUGUAUGUGAGCAGUGACCUGAUUGGCUGGGACAGCCUUGCCCAGGUUCAGUUUCUCAGCACAUCCAUCAACAGCCUGAUGUCGGCUGUCUUCCAGGCAGGUAAUGUGAGCAGGGCCAACACCAGACUGUGGAACACACCUGAGUGUGAAUCUGUCACACCUGGCUAUACACCUGCUGAUCAUGUGAUCAUUACCCAUCAUCCUCCAGUAGGGUCAGAGAUUAACAACACCAGUUACUACAGCACUGCUCCCUACACAACAUGGGAGACACUUGCCCCUAACAGUGGGGCAGCAGUCGUGUCUGCUGCAUAUGACAUACAGAAGGACAACUUUGUCAUUCUCAAGCAAACUCAGGAUGGACCCAGAGUGACAGUGGUGUCCAGGACAGGAGGGGGUGGUCAGCUGUACCCCCCUGCGGAGUUCCCCCCCAGUUUCACCCCCUCAGGGCUGGCCUUCCACCCUGUCAAUCAUUUCCUGUAUGCUUAUGGAUCACAAGUGUUUGUGUCCUUAGAUGGAGGAAGUUCCUUUGACCCUAUCCUCAGCCUCCCAGUCGGCCAAUCAGUGUCUUCCUUUGAUGCUGAUGUGCAUCAUGGAACUGUUGCCAUGGUUACCGGUGAAGGAGACAUAUUCUAUGGCACUGCAGAUGACCACGCUCAAUAG
Molecule: messenger RNA, 1510 nt
Organism: Branchiostoma floridae (Florida lancelet)
Lineage: Eukaryota; Metazoa; Chordata; Leptocardii; Amphioxiformes; Branchiostomatidae
Product: cation channel sperm-associated protein subunit beta-like
Exons: 14
Coding region: 74-1510 (478 amino acids)
Cellular component (GO): cilium; CatSper complex
Molecular function (GO): protein binding
Source: RefSeq, a predicted model, not a curated record